Messenger RNA from Stereum hirsutum FP-91666 SS1, 1542 nucleotides. RefSeq names its product WD40 repeat-like protein. Gene Ontology annotation, molecular function: protein binding. The coding region runs from base 126 to 1481 and encodes 451 amino acids. The record is from RefSeq and is a predicted model, not a curated record. Gene Ontology annotation, biological process: negative regulation of transcription by RNA polymerase II. NCBI's taxonomy places the organism in Eukaryota, Fungi, Basidiomycota, Agaricomycetes, Russulales, Stereaceae. Gene Ontology annotation, cellular component: nucleus; transcription repressor complex. The transcript has 9 exons.
AUCUCGCCCGGGCCUGAAAGUAACAUCGUCGGUAUAUUUCACCGUGCAGCGCAUGUAAGUGUGCAACUGUCGACAUCACCGAGCCUUGUACUUGAUCGUUGUGGCAGCUUCAGAACUUGAGGACCAUGAAUCCAGGCACUCUUACCGGAGCUAAAGCUGCAGAGUUUCUGAGAGCUGAAUCUGAGCUCAUUAUCCAAGAAGCUCGAAAACAAAAAUCAGAGAGAAACAAGGAUGUGGGCGAUCCUAUCAACCUCCAAGGCGUACCUAUAGACAUGACGGUCCGAGGCCAGUAUGUCUGGGUCGCUGAGAACACGACUGUGGCAAGGAAGAUCGAUCUCGAGUCGGGGAAAAGUAUACGGGUUUUCAGAGGACACUCUGCGCCGGUCUCUUGUCUGACUUUGUGCGAUGAAGUUCCGGGGUCGAAAGACGGGAAAAUAUUGAUCACCGGCUCCUGGGAUCAGCACAUAAAAUUAUGGGAUGCAGAGACUGCCAAUGUGAUCUCAUCAACCAACGCACACACAGACUUCGUCAAAGUACUGCUGGUCAUACCGGAGCUAAAUAUCCUCGUCUCCGGAAGCUCAGAUAAGACAGUUCGGAUCUGGGAUUUAUCGUCUCGUUCAUCUUCAGAGCCCCUCACCUGUCUAGGCUCUAUAUCCGCACAUACUCGUCCCGUGGAAGCACUCGAUGCUUAUGUCUCGCCUUCUAAUCCAUCCACCGCAGUUCUCUUUACAGCAGAUACUAUGGGUGCGAUCAAGGUAUGGGAACUAGAAAAAGAGACCGGCAGUGACGGAAAACCUUCAAUUCGACCUCGUCCGGCGGGCGAUGACCUGGAUUAUCACCGUACAAGGGUCAACCAACUUGUCUACGGAGACGGGCAUGUUUGGACAGCCUCGACGGACGAAACAGUCCAGAUCCACCCCUUCCCCGUCCCCGCUCAAGCCAGCAAAACCUCGUCUGGAUCCAGGUCCAUCCCACCAAUAACCCAUUCAGCCGCCUUCAGAGCCGUGCUCCCUCUCCCUCUACACCCUCUCCUGGAUGCUUCGACGUUUCCCUAUCUCAUCGCCGCCUCAGGGGACAACAUCCGUACCUACGACAUUUCCUCCCUCCGCAUCCCAUCCUUCCUCUCCGAGGACGAAAAGACAGGCGGAGGUCUCAGCGGAAGCAGAGACCCAGGGUCCGCGGAGUUCAUCAGAGAGAUCGAGGGGCAUUGGCAUGAUGUGACGGGUUUGGGCGUAUGGUUGAAGAAAACCAACCUGAAGGAGGGGAGGGGGAAGGAGGUCUGGAUCGUUAGUGCGAGCGUAGACCUGACGAUUCGGAGAUGGAGGUUGGCUGAUCUCGUUGCGCCGGUGAAGUCAUUGCAAGAACAGAAGGCAGUUGCUCCUGUGGCUCCACCAGUACCGGAACCAACCAACACUGAGGUUGGUGGCGGUUUGACCGAGGAGGAGGAGCGAGAGCUGGCAGAAUUGAUGGACGAAGAUUGAGUACCCGCCUUUCGCGUGUGUAUCGUUGGCCAGUGCUUGGGCUAUGAACGGUGGAUAUUGA